Molecule: messenger RNA, 7128 nt
Organism: Culicoides brevitarsis
Lineage: Eukaryota; Metazoa; Arthropoda; Insecta; Diptera; Ceratopogonidae
Gene: msps
Product: protein mini spindles
Exons: 15
Coding region: 325-6495 (2056 amino acids)
Biological process (GO): mitotic spindle organization; centrosome duplication; establishment or maintenance of microtubule cytoskeleton polarity
Cellular component (GO): spindle pole; microtubule plus-end; kinetochore
Molecular function (GO): microtubule plus end polymerase activity; microtubule plus-end binding
Source: RefSeq, a predicted model, not a curated record
CAACUGUCAACAGAAAUUGAGAAAAUUUGGAACUCCGUAAGUCUCGUCGAAAAACCCCCUGAAAACUGCGAAAAUUGCAUGAAAAACCACAAUUACCGGAUAAACGGAUGCGACAACUCAUAAACUAACCGAGUAGCAAGUAGCAGCGACCACAACGAUAAACAAAACAAACACAAUUCAAGUACACAACCAUCGGGAGUUUUUUAAACAACAAGAAAAAAAAUCGAUAAGUAACUCAUUCGUCGUGCAGUUGUUUGAAUGUUUAGACCUAAAAAUAACGAGUGACAGUAAUUUUUGAACUAAAAAAAAAUAAAGUGAUAAAAAAUGGAAGAAGAUACGGAAUACAAGAAAUUGCCUGUUGAUGAGCGAUGCGUACACAAAUUAUGGAAGGCUCGCGUCGAUGGAUACGAAGAGGCAGCAAAACUUUUCCGCACAAUUGACGACGAAAAGGCGCCCGAAUGGAACAAAUAUCUCGGUUUGGUGAAGAAAUUCGUCGUCGACACAAAUGUCAUGGCACAGGAAAAGGGUCUCGAAGCCACAUUAAUUUUCGUUGAAAAUUGCGGAAACGCGGGAAAAACAGUUGGAGAAGUAAUUUCUGGGAUAAUUUUAAAAUGCAUGGGCUCUCCAAAAGCCAAAACAAAGGACUUGGCAGUCCAAAUUACCCUCAUGUACAUCGAGAUCGAGCGACACGAAACAGUUCUCGAAGAACUUCUCAAGGGCACAGACCAGAAAAACCCGAAAAUUGUCGCAACUUGCAUCUCGACAAUGACAACGGCGCUCCGUGAGUUCGGAACAAAAGUCGUAAAUGUCAAGCCGAUUGUCAAGAAACUCCAAACACUUCUUUCGGAUCGCGACAAAACCGUACGUGACGAAGCCAAGAGUCUCACAAUUGAAAUGUAUCGCUGGAUUGGCCCGGCAUUCAAGACACAAAUUGCCUCCUUGCCUCAAGUGAUGUUAACCGAGCUCGAAGGUGAAUUUGAAAAGGUUAAAAAUGAAAAAGCCGUCCCCACGCGUUAUUUGCGAUCGCAACAAGAAAAACAGGCGGCAAUUGCAGCACAAGCUGAAAAUGACGGCGAUGGUGAUGGCGAAGGAGGCGCUGAUGAAGCUGACGACGCUGAAGAAAUUGAUCCAAUGGAUUUAAUUGAUCCCGUCGACAUUUUAUCCAAACUCCCAAAAGACUUUUACGAGAAACUCGAGGCCAAAAAGUGGCAAGAACGCAAAGAAUCGCUCGAAGCACUCGAACCGUUAGUGGCAAAUCCGAAGCUACAAGCGGGGGAUUAUGGCGAUUUAGUGCGCGCCCUCAAAAAAGUCAUCACAAAAGACACAAAUGUCGUUUUGGUAGCGAUGGCGGGCAAAUGUCUCGCAUCUCUCGCCAAAGGACUUGCCAAGAAAUUCCAACCGUACGGCGUUUCGUGCGUGCAAGGCAUCCUCGAGAAGUUUAAGGAGAAAAAACCGAAUGUCGUUGCCGCUUUGCGAGAAGCCAUUGACGCCAUUUAUCCCUCAAUUUCGCUCGAAGUGAUACAAGAAGACCUCAUUGAAGCGCUCAACAACAAAAAUCCGGCGGUAAAAUCGGAAACAGCUUCUUUCAUUGCACGAAGUUUGACAAAAACGCAACCCUCGGUCUUGAGCAAGAAACUUUUAAAAGCUCUCGUGACGGCUUUAUUGAAAACUUUGAACGAAAGUGACCCCGUGGUACGUGAUUCAGCUGCCGAUGCUCUCGGAACUUUCUGUAAAUUGUGCGGUGACAAGGCAAUCGCGCCAUAUUUGACCGAAGUUGACGCCCUUAAACAAGCAAAAAUCAAGGAAUUCACUGAAAAAGCUGUCAUUACGGUAAAAAUUGUUGGAGCAAAGAAGGAGAGACCCGCAACUGCUCCUGCAAAGCCUCCUGCUGCUCCGAAAGGCGGAAGUACCGAACCAAAACCCGUAACUCGACCUCAAACGUCAGCUGUAGCGAAGAAACCUGCAGCGGGCAUCAAAAAAUCCGCGUCAAGUAACAAUAAUGCCGCAAAAACAUCCGCUGGAGGUGCCAAAGCUGCAUUACCGACGGAACGGGACAUGACUCCAGAAGAAGUUGAUGAGAAAGCUUCGGAAAUUUUGCCGCCUGAUGUGUGUUCGGGACUUGUAGAUUCCAAUUGGAAGACACGUUUGAGUGCUGUGGAGUCAUUCCAACAAGCAAUUACUGAAAUUGAAGCAGGUCAAGGUGUUUCACAGACCUUAAUUCGUACAAUGGCAAAGAAACCCGGAUUGAAAGACAAUAAUUUCCAAGUUUUGAAAAUUCGUUUGAUGAUCAUCCAACAAAUUUCGGAGAAAUUCGGGAUCACAACGACCUCCGCUGAGUACAUCAUCAACGAUAUUGCCGAAAAAUUGGGCGAUCCGAAAAAUAGUGCAGCAGCAGCGUUAGCAUUACAAGCCAUUGUCGACGGAAUCAAACUCGAAUGGGUCGUUUCUCGUGUCAUGUCGUUCGCUUUCGAGCAAAAAUCCCCAAAAGUCCAGCAAGAAAUCCUAAAUUGGGUGAAUCAAUCGAUCAAAGACUACGGUUUCCAAGUGAAUGCGAAGCAAUUAUUAGAUGACGUUCGCAAAGCUGUUCAAAGUGUGAAUCCAGCUGUGAGAUCGGCAGGCAUUGGAUUAGUUGGAACGAUGUAUUUGUACAUGGGAAAUACACUUACGAUGUUUUUCGACUCCGAAAAACCCGCAUUGAAGCAACAAAUAAUGCAAGAAUUCGAAAAGUAUGCGGGACAAAAGGCUCCUGCUCCAUCACGAGGCGUCUCGAAGAGCAGUAGCAAAGCAUCUUUCGGAAAUGACGACGAUGGCGCUGCUGAAGACGAAGCUGCUGACGAACCAGAACCCGUAAAUAUUGGCGACAUCAUUCCACGCGUCGAUAUUUCCGGUCAAAUAACGGAAGCACUCUUGAACGAGAUCUCCGACAAGAAUUGGAAGACCCGUAACGAAGGCUUGGACAAAGUUAAGUCGAUUAUUAGUGACGCAAAGUUGAUAAAAUCGAAUCUCGGUGACUUACCGCAAGCAUUAGCGCAACGCCUGAUGGACUCAAAUGCGAAAAUCGCCCAAACUGCAUUGGAAAUUGGACAACAAAUUGCCACAGCGAUGGGUCCUGCAUGCAAAAUUCACGUUACGACACUGUUUCCGGGAUUUUUCAAGUCUUUGGGAGACAGCAAGGCGUAUAUUCGUACGGCGGGCAUCACGUGCAUCAAUACUUGGUGCGAUCAAUGCGGCUACAAGGAAGUUUUUAGCGGCGAAAUGAUCGCAGAUGCCCUCAAAACGGGAAGUCCCGCAUUAAAAACCGAAUUAUGGGGAUGGCUUGCGGAAAAAUUGCCCAAUAUCCCGACAAAGACAAUUCAAAAGGAAGAAUUAAUCGCAACUUUGCCGUAUUUGUAUGCAUGUCUCAUCGAUCGGAGUGCGGAUGUGCGACGAAAUGCUGGCGAAGCUGUCUUGGGAAUUAUGAUCCAUAUUGGAUAUGAUGCCAUGAUGAAGGUGUGCGAAAAGCAAAAACCCGCAUCGAAAAAGGAUAUUCAAGCAGCUCUCGAUAAAGCUCGUCCCAAUUUGCCCGUCAAACCGUUGCCAAAGGGCAAGCAACAAGCUCCAAUUGUCGAAGAUGCGCCGAAAUCCAUCAAAACGGGCGUCGCUCGAGGACAAAAAGUUGUCGUUAGUAAGCCCGGCGCUGCUCCAACACGCGCCAAAAAGGAAGAAGAGGUCGAUUUGUCGCCGUUACUCGCAAUUAACAACACUAAAAGUCAACGUUUGCUCGACGAGCAAAAGCUAAAAGUGCUGAAAUGGUCAUUUACGACGCCACGUGAGGAAUUUAUCGACUUGCUGAAGGAUCAAAUGACGACAGCGAACGUUAAUAAGGGUCUCAUGGCAAAUAUGUUCCACGAGGACUUCCGUUACCACUUGAAAGUGAUUGAAUCUCUCAUCGACGACCUGAACGAAAAUAUUCGGGGAUUGGAAUGCAAUCUGGAUCUCGUGCUGAAAUGGAUUUCCUUGCGCUUUUACGACACAAAUCCGUCGGUACUUCUCAAGGGACUCGAAUACCUGAACCAAGCGUUCCAGAUUUUGGUCGAAAAUGGCUACAACAUGACCGAAAACGAGGGAAGUUGCUUCAUUCCGCAUCUUUUGACGAAAAUUGGCGAUCCGAAGGACGUUGUUCGUAACGGAGUUCACACUUUAUUGCGUGAAAUUUGUCUCGUUUAUCCACACACGAAAAUUUUCUCGUAUCUCAUGGAUGCGUUAAAGUCUAAAAAUGCUCGUCAACGCACCGAAUGCUUGGAUGAGCUUGGAUACUUGAUCGAACAAUACGGAAUCACAGUUUGUCAGCCAACGCCGCAGGCAGCUUUGAAGGAAAUUGCUAAAAAUAUCUCGGAUCGCGAUAAUUCCGUGAGAAAUGCGGCACUUAAUACGGUUGUGCAAGCGUAUUUCCUUGCGGGCGACAAAAUUUACAAGAUGAUCGGACAAAUUUCGGAAAAAGAUGCUUCGAUGUUGGAAGAACGGAUCAAGAGAACAAAGAGACCCGUGAAAAAAGUCGAACCGCCGCCACAACCGAAGGCGAUAGCUGUUGCUGUGCCGCAGCAGGAGCCCGAGGAGGAAAUGGAUGACAUGCCAGCUGACGAUGAAUUGCCGUCGGAAAGUGAUUUGCCGCCAACGAACACGAGCGAAAAUAUUGGUUCCGAGCUCAUUUCGCCGUCACAAAUUAAACCAGAGCCGGAAUUUACGAUAAAACAAGAGCCGAACAGCUUCGAAGAGAAACCCACGAUGAUGAAUUCUCCGUUGAGACCACGUCUGAGACCAACACUUGAACGUCAAACAACCUACGAGAUUCAACCUGCGCAACCCAUGCGUGUUACAGGACCUUUUGGACUCGAUCCGACAGUUAUCGAAGAUAUUGAACGCGAUUGGGUGAAAAGUCAUCAACUGAAGAAGACGGAAUUCAAACCAAUUGACAUGACAUUCAUGGAAAAACCACUAAAAACGGAUGAACGCUAUCCCAUUAGCAAAUUGGAGAAGUUGAUGUGCCAUUCGUCGCCUCAACGAACGCAAACGGGAGGCGCAGUAUAUAACAUGAGUCCGUUACAGGGAGCGCAAACUACGACAAUGAGACAUUUGCAGAUGCAAUCGCCGCAUCAGAGUCCAAAUGUGUCGCUUGAUCGAUCAAACACAAUCACCUUACCGCCCCGUAACGACCCAACAAUGACAAAAUUGAUCAACAAUAUUGCAAGUUCCGAUCCAACGUUGGCUCAAGCAGCGCUUAUUGAGAUGGGCGAUCUGCUGGAGAACAAAGAAAAGUCAAUUCUACUGAAGGACUUUGAAGUACAAUACAUUGACAGUAUUCUUUUGCAGUACAAGCAUUUAUCGAAAAGACCCGUUGCUGAGGCAUUAGCUUUGUAUCAACCGUUGCUCCAUAGCACGUACGCCUUCUUUUUGGCUCCGAAACUCGGUAAAAACUUGCCCAUCAACAGCAUCAAGCAAAUAAUGUCAGUUCUUCUUGGAUUAAUGGCUGAUAACAAACUCGAUGGCGUCGAUGAUCCCCAAUAUAUGAAAGUAAUUAACGGAAUUUGUCUCAAAGUGCUCGACGCGACGAACUUUACGAACCUUAAUUGUGCAUUGAUUCGCUUGCUAAAAGAAACCUGUUCCACGAGUGCCCUGCCAAAGUUCACGGAGCUUUUGAUGAAAUGCAUCUGGCGUAAUGUCAAAGUGUUGCCCGAACGCUUGGAUGAAUUAGAUUACGACGCCGUGCUGAGUGAGAUUAAUGAAUUUUUGAUAUUUUUGCCGAGUACUUGGUGGCAACAACGACCUUCAGAUACUCCUUUGAGAACAAUCCGAACGAUCAUUCACAACAUGACAAAAAUCAAAGGAAACGCAAUUUUGGUUCAUGUUCAAAAUAUCUCAGCAGCAAGUGAGUUGCAUCAAUAUGUGCUGAAAGUAUUGAAGAAAGAGGCACAAAGCGGUAAUUUGACAGAUAAUACAAACCCAAAUCCUGCACGCGAAAAGCGUCUUAGUCGUUCGAUUCAUGAACAAGUGACAAAUAUCUUCAAAUUAAUCUCUGACAAAGAAACUAGUCAAGAGGGACUCAGUCAACUAUACGACUUAAAGACAAAAAAUCCCGAAGUAGACAUUACGAGCUUACUCAAAGGUGCGAAUCCGACGUUCCAGAAGUUCAUUACCGAUGCACUUGCGGAAAUUGAACGCGAACGCACAGGAUGUGAUAAUAAAUCUGGCGGUGAUGUAACUCGUCCUGCAGCCCCGGAUCAAUGGAUGGAGCGAUUAAAUGCGUUAAAGCAAAAAGCAAACAUGGCAUCCAAAGGCCCUUCAGAACAAAUGACACAUGCAAUGGUCGACAACAAGAUUGCCGAUGAGAAUCUCAACAUGAAUCAAUUUCAAAAUGCAAAAGCAGCGGCUAAUCGGGCCCAUCCAAACGUCUCCGCAUCACGACUUAACCUACUACAGGAACAAUUGGCCAAACUAAAACAAGGAGGUCCAUCGUAAAAUGUUCGAAUCCAACAGUAAAACUUACAAUUAAUCGACCAACAAGUGUGUUUGUUCCUGCAAGAAGAAGCCUGAAAGAAAAAAAUGUACAACCUAACUAACUUUUUUUUGAUGAUAAUGAUGAAAAAUUCCCUGAAAUUGAAAAACAAAGAAAGAACAAAGCGACAAUUGAAUUGUUAUUUGAUUAGUACGUAAGCUAUUGUAAUGAUAAUUAUAUUAAUUAAAAAUUGAAGGUAAUUCACACGACACUCAUACACAAAAGAAACCCCCUCAUAUACCUACUGCUAAAUAUUCAUACUAUUUUUAAUAUCUACCUUUCCAAUACCUAAAUUAACUUAUACAAGAAAAAAAACAUAAAAAAUAUAUUGACCAGUGUGAUUAUUAUUCCAUUAAAAUAUAUCAUGAAAUUAAAAUAAACAUAAAAAUAUCAAAUUAUUGUCAAACAUCACGUUUUUAAUUGUUAUAUCAAACUUAGUUGUCACUUCUCGUUAAAAGACUAAAAAAAAUAUGUUCAUUUUUAAACUUUUUUAGCAAUCUCAUUUUGUGUACUGAACUGAAAAAUAUUAAAAAUUGUUAGUAAAAUUAUUAAUUAAAUAUUAAUGUUACACAAAAAACACUUUUAAAGCCAUUUUA